CUGAUGUCUUAAUCGCAAUAUACAAUUUUCAGGGUGAUUUAGUGGAGUACUACUAUAUAUGGAAGAAGACUCCAUCAGCAAUGAGUUCCAGGCCACAUCGACGAAGACGCCAUAACGUACUACGUCGUCGUAACAUUACUCGAUCCACGAAAACAUCGUCUAGCGAAUUUGGUAAGAUUCACAGAAAAACAAUUGAUUUUCCAAUAAUUGGUUUUGAAUGGUUUGUAAAGAUUUACCAUGGGGGAAACCAUGGAAAAACUGAAGUCUUACCAUUUUUGAUUAUUAUGAAUUUUCCAAAUCGUAAAUUGGUAAAAAGCAUGAUGUCUAAUUAUUUACUGUAUCAUUAACGGUAUUUUAUGUUUUACUUGUGAUUGAGGCUAUUCCAUUAUAAAGAUGAUUUUAUCACUUUGUAAAUUUGACUAUUGUAUGUAAAUUUGACUAUUGUAUGCAUGCAUGCUACUAAAGCUUAGAAAUGAUGUUUUUAUUUUGCAGUUGAACUGAGCUCAUGCAGUGAAGACGACGAGUAUCAUAGUGAAGACAGCGACAAAGAUUUUAGGUAACUGUUUUAUAAAAAAAUACUUGCCAUUCACUUCUUUCAUAGGCAAAGUUUAUUAUAAUUCUGAAAACUUGCUCAGACCAAUCCAUGUUUUCGUCGGGUAUGAUCACACAUUAAUUUUUUUAUAGAACUCAAAAGAAAAAGAAAGUUGUACAGCACAUUGCAUUGCAAUUAAUUCAAUUGCAUACUAAAUUUGAAUAUAAAUUCAAUAUACAUAUUGUAGCAAUUCCUCUGAUCAAUUUAACUCCUCAAUAUUACGCAAUUGAAAGGAAUUCCAAUCGACGAAUCGUAGUUUGUAUAGUAUAUUCUAAUUAAGUAAUAAGAGUUGUAAGAGUUGCGUUUUGGUUUUGAAAGAAUAAGGGAGAAAUUAUCUAAAUCAAUGUGGCAAAAUGAUCGGUCAUAAUGUCUGUGCAGAGCAAUUAACGCAAACACGCAAUUGCGGUAUGUUACUGGGCACAUUAGCGUUUAUAUUUUCCUUGGAAAAUGGCCGAUGAUCGACUGGUGUCUUGAAUACUGCCUGUAGAAAGAACAAUUUAGAAAUGAUAAAGCUAUCCGGAUCCAGUUUAAGUAAAGGUACAAUCCAGAGCAAAAUGAAUUGCAACAACUAUUUCAAAUUGUGUUACUUUCAUGCAUUUAAGUUGUUCUGUCCUUGCCUGUUUCGAACCCCCCUUCCCCCCAAUUUAAUGUUGUCCAAAUUAUGUUAUGCACUUUUCGGGAUACAACUAUAACUGGAGAACAACAUUGAACGGGGGGAAGGGGAAGAAAUUAAAGAACAAAGCCAAUUUUUUCCGCUAUUGUUAGAUAUGCCAAUUUUUUAUGAAAAUCUCUUGUGUGUCGCAACCAUUUUGCUCUGGAUUGUCAGUCGUGGCAAUGAAAGUGUUCCUAAAAUAUUCUACUAAUUCAUUCGCUCACACAAACCAAUUCAUUUUAGACGUUUCAUCUUUUCUUUUGCAGUCUCUACUGCUGUCGACAUUGUUAUUCAGGGAAAUCAAAAAGUUGGCACCAUGGUGGCUACGAACGUUUGAUCCUCUGCUCGCCCUGCUUGGAAUAUUUCAAGAAAUACGGAGUGAUGAGAAAAAUAGAGGGAACACGUGACCCACCGCCGCAUAUGUUCAAAGGCAUGCUGGGUAAAGAGAAUGAGGUGGAUUACUUCAUCAAUGGUAAACAGUUGCGCAGUCGCAGAAGCACACCUAAUACGUCAAGUAGUCUACGUUAUGGACGCACAAAGGCAUGCAGUCCUGUUGAUGGUAAGCGAUAUAAUAAUUGACGUACAAUCCUGAAUUGUGACAGCGCAUUCUGCUCUAAGACUAACGAGAGUCUAGGGCCAGAGUCUCAUUUAUUAACUGAAUCGAAUGGAAAAGAGCGAUACCAUAGGACAAGGGUCCCGAAAUUCGCAGCAGUUAUUGAGUUUUAGUACGCAUUACGAUCAACCUCAAAAAUAUUGACACAACAAGAGGAAGAAAAUUAAAUUGUGUAUAAUGAUGCUUAAAGGAAUUAAGUUGUUAUUUCCUUACUCUGAUAACUGUUGAGUGACCACCAUUUCUUGCACGAUACUGCUCAUGCAGAAAAACCCUAGAUUUCCAGUUUCCCGACCCUACCCAGCCUUUUGCAACCUAAAUUCUCACCACGAUAUUUCGCCAAGUGUCGCCAUUAUUGCUUGAUCAAGUUGAUUGUCUGUUCUUUUAGCAGUGGCCGCACGUGACUCACCACUUCCUGGCCGGAAGUUAACAAGACUAUCCAAACCAGGCUCUCCUUCCGGUGCUAGUACCGGAAGUAACACCAGCAGUUCCGGAAGUAACAAAACGGUAAGUGAAACAUUACGUGAGGAACGUAUGAAGAAGUUUUAUAUCCGCCAAAUAUUGUUCACGUUUUAAGUUCCAUGUUUUGGCUCCUAUAGACGCAAGCCAAUAAACGAAGACGAACGAAGAGGACCACAGAUUCUGCGGUAGAGAACACUUUGCCACCAAAGCGAAAGAAAUCGGUCACGCGGGUAAGUUAUUUUCGUUUUAAUAAACACUUCCCCAAUUUGCUUUUGCGCACAGUGUAAUAUAAUUUCUGUAGUGGUGAUCUCAUUGCAAUCCUCGAUCUUACCCCAAUAUCUAGCGAAUUCGGGAAGUGUCAUUCGUGCAACACACUUAUUUUUCCACCCUUGUGUAGAAAACAUUUGAAUCGCGGGUAAUUGCUAAUCCAUCACAGGGCAACAUGCUUAAAAUAAUUUUAAAACUGUCAUGUUAUAAGAGGACGAAACAGAUUAACAUACUUCAUUGCUCAAUAGACAAUAGUCAGAACAAAUCUUUGUCAUUUAUAAGUUCUUUGUCAUUUGUUUUCAAAUAUAAACUGCAAGAAGAACAGAGUUGUUAAAGUAGUAUACUAUAAAAACCGAAACGAAAACAUCUUGAAACCUAAAAUAUGGACUAUAGUUACAAAUUUAAAUUUAUUUGACCGUUUGUAAUGAGUAAUACAUUUGUCAUUUAUCAACUAUAUACAUGUAUAAAGGGCAUUUAUACUUAAUUUGCAAAUCAGUUGGUCCAACGAUGCUUCUGUAAUUAAUGGGAUCGGCAUAUAACAACAACAACAUCGUCUAAUAAAAGUCAAACCCAAUCCAAUUUCAGGCAAGGCUUGCCCAACAUAGUGUUCAAACAAUAGUUUUUGAUGUUGGACGAAUAUGUUGGCCUCGUCUGAACGGGCCUCCACCAUUUAAACUUAGACCAUGUCUUGGGUUUUCAAGAUGUCUUUAUUUUAGGGUUAAUUUUGUUUUGUACUGAAUUGCCUUAAAUUGUCGGCUGGUUCCGGCUUUCAGAGUUGAUAUAGAAGAUUUAAAUUUUACACCGCAUAACUUUGCUGGCAAUUUACGCACAGAGCUGGGGAGGUCUGUUAAAUAAGUGGAUUAGAAUAAAUAGAUUAAUAGAAAAAUAUCACAAUUGUUGUAAAGGUAGUGCGUAGUUGAGGUGAACAUAUUUUGACCUCAUUUUUUUUAACUCUUUUUUUACAGGAAUCAGAUGAUGAACUAGAAACUGACCAAAGCGAAAGGAAUAGCUCUCCCAUGGCUGAACAGGAGGCCACCCCCCUGGAAGGUGAUGUCACAAGCCUAAGCAGUAGAACGAGUACGAACGAGGAAGCUUGCCUCAGUCCCUCGCCUGAAUCGCUCGACGACCCCGAACGCGAGUUCAAAAUGGGUAAAUUUCCCGCGCGUCAUGUCCCUGAUGGCAGAACGAGCGCGCGAACAGGGUUGCCUUUUAUGGCGUACAAGAAGCCGGAAGCGGCUGCGGUCAAUUCCAAAGAGUCUGGGGAGAGAAUUUUGAAAGACAAAAAACUACAGGUAAGGAUGUCUGUCACCUAAUUAUUACCAGGGCACGAUUACAAAUUGUGGCCACCAAUUGACAGCUAAGAUAAGCGACAGUCUUGGACAUAACCCUUGAGACCAUUCCAGCCAAUAUUGCAAAGUUAAUUUUUCUGUGCAUUUCUGAUCGUGUCAUUCAAUGAUUCAAAUUAUAACAUAUACAGAGUUUAUCAUGUAGUAUGGCAAACACGAGCAGUUUAUUAAGGAUCUCACAAAUACAUGUACUAACACACUUUAUAAAUCACGUAGUCGUGGCUAAAUUGACAACGGGAUUUUUGAAAAGUCUCGUAGUAAAACAAACAUCUACUACGAGAUUGUAGCGUAUGGUGGAGCCAUACUUGUAGUCAAAACUGAAGCUCUCUGAUGCCCUCUACUAUCCCUAAGUUACCGCUACAAUAUGUACGUUACCAUUGUUAACCAUGAUAAAUAAUUUUAGACUUUGCCGAGGAAUGUGAUCGUUUAUCUAUUAACUAGAAUUAAUUGUUUACUCACACGAAUAAAUUUUAUAUUUUAAAGUAUAUGUACUGUUCAGACUGCAGACUACGACUGUUUUAUUUGUUUUACAAAACAUUCUUCUUCAGAAAAAUAUCGAUAAAAUGGCGCAUUUAAUAAUAGGUUGUGUUUAUUCCCUUACAGAACGAAGACCUUGCCAUGCGCGCGCAGAGAAUUCAAAAACAGGAAAGCAAAUCAAGCUCGGAAUGUAUUACGUCAUCAAGUACAAUGUCACAACAGGAAGAACAUCGCAAGUACAUGUCGAGGGCGACUCGCUACCCGUACCCUGGAAUUCCGGGUCCACAUGGAGCUAUUAUGGCCCACAUGCCUGUAUCGCUCCACGGAGAUAUGCCAAUGUUGCCCUGGUUGCGGCCCGGGGCCAUGAAAGACUUUGAGAGCUGGUACUCCCCACACAAAGCAGCAUCGCUUACCCGAGGAAAUCCCAACUUACCGCCAACGAUUUUACACUCGCCGACGAUAUUAGAUCGGAAUUCACCGCUACAUAAGGACGCUGGGAUAUUGCUCCCAGCCGGACACUUGCCCGGGGUUCCACCUCCGGUCGGAACUGAUCCAAUCACGGGGCUUCAUCAUUCGCAUUCACAUUUCCACACCCAUUACCACGUGCACCCAGAUAAUCAACCGCGCAGCCCAUCAAUUGGCCUGGAACCGAACUUACUCUGGCGGAAUCCGCAGCACGAAAUGUGGUUACACCCGAACGCAGGCAUACCUACGGGCCACCCGCAUAUGGGCUUGCCGGCCGGACACCCACGACACUUUUUUACACCCGCAGACGACAUCGCCAGCGUAUCUCCCUAUUUUCAUGGCUUGUACCCGCCCUCGAGGGAACUUCAACUUCAACACGAACUCAUGAUGAGUCAGGGGCUAAAAAUAGAGCACGGCUAUCCAUUUUACCCACCUCUAUUCUCACGUGAACAGAUCAUGCGGUACGCCCGACCUCAGGGCUCCAGGAUCGAAAACGAGUUAAGACGUUUGGAGACUGGAGAUGAGUCUAGCGUAAGUCUUCUACAUCGCUCAGAUCCGCGUGUCAUGCGCAAUCCGGCCCUGAAGAACCUUGAGAAUGGCGUAUUUCGUCCGUCGAGUAAAAUACACGAGACUACUAUCAUAGAUUUAUCAAAAAUUGAUUAGCGGUUUAAAAAGUUAUGUUGUUGGGAUCUGCCUGUACGAAUGUUGGAAAUUCUUAUUUGGAAACCAAUACUGUUGAAGAGGACUUGUUGUCACACAAAAUUCCAACCGACUGCAAGUUAUCAAUAAGAUAUUUUCUUAGAUGCGAGUUUGAAAUCCACCAUGAUAAAAAGAUGGCGGCAAAUCCAUCGUAAAAACAGUUCUUUGCGAAUUUGAUGAAUCCGCUGCGAUAACAGUUCAAAAAUGUUUGACAUGCCAUAUCAAUAUAGCAAGGAUUUUUAUUUGACUUCUUUUUUACGAAACUUUAUGUCUGCAAAGCAGUGUCUUCUGCGAUUUUCUGUUCGCGAAAUCGACAAUUCGCUUUGUUUUUAAGAUCGAAUUGUCGCCAUCAUUUCCAUUAUGGUGAUUGCAGCUACGUUCCUGCUAUCGGUUAAGAUAUUCUUUAUAUUUUUUUCGCUGAAAAAUACGGCCGGCAAAUGACCAACAUUCGUGCAACAGCAUCCCUUGUGUGUUUGGGGCGUUUGUAGUUUUCGUAUAUUAGUUUAGAAAAUUUUCCCAAUUGAAACGCGUUUUGUAAAUAUUUGAUUUUAUUUAUACCACUUCUAGAAGUUAGUCUUGGUUUUUCAAUUCAAAUAAAAAUGGUUUUGUUCUGAGAUUAUUAUAUAUGCCGGUUUUGUA
Molecule: messenger RNA, 6209 nt
Organism: Paramuricea clavata
Lineage: Eukaryota; Metazoa; Cnidaria; Anthozoa; Malacalcyonacea; Plexauridae
Source: the annotation of a GenBank genome assembly